UAUAACCCCUGACAGUUGUGCAAGGAUACUUUACUGAGACGGAAAAUGAGUUUUAACUAACCAAAAAUCUCUCUCAUUCUUUUUUUUUAAGUGUUAUCUCUGGUGUAUAUAGUUGAGUAUAUAUCAUAUUAGCAGUAUUUCUUUUGGUUCGUAUCUAGAAUGAAGGGUGCAGUGUGUUUCGUGAUGUUGGCUACUUUGGUAGCUGUCACUUUAGCAGAUGUUUACCUCCAUAACCCAAGAGGAUCCAACAAUCGACUCAACGAACGAAGUGCUAACAGAGCAAAUGCUAACAGAGCUUUUGAUUCUCAGAACAAUAAUCGCGGUGGAUAUAAUGUUGGCGACAAGACGAAUCAGGCCUUCAGGAACGAGGACGGACAAUACAACAUGGCAUAUUUCCAGAGCAGCAGAAAAAGUUCUGGUAAGACAUACCUGACAAUGGAAUGGACCAAUCAGCAUGGUUGUGGUGGGAACGAAAAGAAUGACCCACAUAAAAUGAACUGCCAGGUUGUGCUACAGUAUAUGUGCCAGGAAGAUGUUCAAACCCGAAAACAAUCCACAAUGAGAAACGGUGCGAAUACCAAUACCCAGGCUUUUACUGCGAACAGAAAGGGAUCUGCAGAAACAAAAGCACAGUAUGAGGCACGUAGGAAUGGUAAUGUCCGAAAUGACAGGGUGUUGUUUGAAUCAUGGGAGUGGUAUGAUAAAUGCCAGCAACGAAACAGGAACAAAGGUCUUUUCACUGCUGACCAAAAACUCAAGGGUGACCAGAGCAUCUACACCCGCCAGAACCCUGCUGGCACAAGGCGUGGUUAUGAGUGUCCUGAGGAGCAUGAUUAUUAUCCAUACUGGCACCCAACAGACUGGAAAGACAUUGCUAUACUGACAACAGAUCCAUCAAGAUGUAGUUACUACAAAACACAGAGCUUUAACGUAAAACCUAAAGCUGAGUGUAUUGAAAAGUAUUCUGGAGGUGAAGCGAAGCACUGGUCCAAGUAUAACAACCAGAAGGAUUGUGUAGACAAUGGUGGAAGCUGGCUGGAAUUUGACAACUAUCUAGAGAUAGCUCCCUUCGAUGAGAAGACAUGCCAAUCAAAGGGUAAACCUUAUUUCUUUGGACGACGGCAUGGCAUGGUUAAUAAGGAGUGCUUGGUAAGAUUGCCUCAGCCUGACUGCGAGCAAGCUGGAUGGACUAGAGUUAACCACCUUGGUAAUGGUAGAGAGGGUGUUCCACUGAACUAUACCUGGACUCUUCCAAGCUUCCCAUCUGGUAAAGAUCAGAGAUGUAUUCUGAGGAUAAGGUAUAACAUCUCAACAGAUGACUAUGAUCCAUGGAAGACUGAUGCUUCUUCAAACCAGAACCUAGGGGCAAUGAAGAUCUCGCCAGUCCAACAAAAUCCAGUAGUUGAUGUUGGUGCUGGUAUGCAACCACUUCGUCUAGCCAUCAACACUGCCCAAUAUGGUCGUACUUUCCAGGAUAGGUCACAUCUGUUCAAGUUACGAAGCCGUGACGCUAACAAAGUACCUGAAGACAAAAAUAUCUAUAACUUGAAUGUGAGGGGAAAGAGAGGUAACAUUGUGCAGACAUAUCCAGCUGUCGAGUACGACUUUAUUCCAAACAGGCUCAAGAUUAAAUCAAAUGACUUGCUACAUGUGCAAUGGACAGGAUCCAAUAGUCACAAGAAUGGCAACCCUGCAGGUGAUGGACAGGCUGGAGAUGCUGGUGAAGGAACAUCUGGUACUGACCGAAACAACAUUGUUGAAACUCAAGACCCUCUAGACAACUUCCCAUUACCUUGGGAGAGAGCAACUCUGUUCAAGAAUUCUGCAGCUGUUUGGACCAGCUUCCCUUACAAGACUGCUCCUGCACCAGAGGACAUUGCCAUUAGUAUGGCAAGUAGCGGCUAUUACGCAUGCCUAAAGAAGAAAGACGGAUGUGAUAAACAAUCUACUGAUACCAAAGCAGCCAUGAACAACUUGUUGAACAACGCACCUGCUUCCUAUGCUGGCAUGAUACUGCAGGUUAACAAGGGCACCUACUAUUAUGCUUGCAGCCGAAAUAACAACUUCUCCAACAGAAGCCAGAAGGGAAGGCUGUAUGUCACUCAGUAGUUAAAGAAUACAAAAUAAUGGAAAUAUUAUAUGAAAAUAUCCAAAUAUAAUUGAAUCGUAUCAUCAUCACAUAAUUAUUGCACCUCUCAUUUUCACUCUACAUUUAUAGUAUUAUAGUUGAAUGCUAAUAGUUUACUCAUUCAUUGUAAACAGGAGAUGACACUUAAAUAAAUCAUAAAAGCAUAUUGUCACCUUUGGCUAAAGUUGUUUAGCUUCAUAGUAAUCAAAACUUUUUUGGGUAGAUAUCCGCAAACUCCAAUAAAGUGGAAACACUAA
This is a messenger RNA of Actinia tenebrosa (Australian red waratah sea anemone), 2385 nucleotides long. RefSeq names its product protein DD3-3. The record is from RefSeq and is a predicted model, not a curated record. NCBI's taxonomy places the organism in Eukaryota, Metazoa, Cnidaria, Anthozoa, Actiniaria, Actiniidae.